Molecule: messenger RNA, 2478 nt
Organism: Aedes albopictus (Asian tiger mosquito)
Lineage: Eukaryota; Metazoa; Arthropoda; Insecta; Diptera; Culicidae
Exons: 1
Coding region: 1-2478 (825 amino acids)
Biological process (GO): proteolysis
Molecular function (GO): aspartic-type endopeptidase activity
Source: RefSeq, a predicted model, not a curated record
AUGGGCUUGGACCACACCCCACAGUCCGCAGCAAAGUCCAGCAAGAAGAAGGACAAGAAGGUAGAGCGUGAGGCAGCGGAAGUGGACGAAAUGAAGAAUCUCAUUCACCAACGUGGGCAAAUCAAGCGGAAGGUUACCCUUAUCAAUCAUGUCCUGGAAGCAGCAGAAGAUGAUGUAUCAGAGGUGAGUGCGUCGCUGCUGAAAGUGUACUCGAAAAAGGUUGAGUUGCACUACCAGGAGUACGUCGAAGCUCAUCGUGAAGUCCUGGCGGCAACCCCAUCAUCGAAACUGGAGGAGCAGGACGAAAUCCAGAUGGCUUUUGAUGUGCUUCACACCGAGGUGCUCGAUAGACUCGAGCGUCUUUCUCUGCUGUUCGUCAAGAGUGCCAAUCCGGCGCAUGAAUCCGGCAGCCCCCACGUGAUUCUGCAGCAGCAGCCGUUGCGAGCUCCCAUCCCGAGCUUCGACGGUAAAGUGGAAAAUUGGCCGAAAUUCCGGACGAUGUUCGAGGAUAUCGUGGUGAGCAGUCACGAUUCCGACGCCUUGAAACUCCACCAUUUGGACAAGGCUCUCGUUGGUGACGCCUUCGGGUGGAUUACCGUGAAAAUGCUCCAGGACAACAACUUCCAACAAACCUGGAAGCAGCUGAAGGAGCAAUUUGAAAACCCCCGUGUCAUCGUCGACAUGCAUCUGACCGGCCUGCUGGAGCUGGAAACCAUUGUGAAACGAAACAGCAAGGACCUGUUGGAGCUGGUGAAAACCGUUAAUCGGCACGUAGGCGGUCUCGAGUGCCAAGGCAUCAACGUGGACCGCAUGUCGGGGCUUUUGCUGACGAAAAUCAUCACGGCUCGACUGGACGACGAAACGCUCCAGCUGUGGGAGAGAACGCAAGAGCACGGCAAGCUUCCGGAUUACGAGCAAACCAUCAAGUUUCUGCAAGGAGAGUGUCAAGUUUUGGAGAGGUUCCAGAAUCGGUACCAAUCCGGUCCCGCGAAAGAAUUGAUCUCCAAGCCACCGAACGUAAAACCUUGCUCAAGCCAAAAAUCCCACGUGGCGACGCCAUCUGUCAAACCUAUGCUAUGCCUGCUAUGCGGGGAGGCUCAUCGCCACUUCGAGUGCCCUACAAUCAACAAGUGGUCGCUAGGGCAACGCAUCGAGAAGGUAAAGGAGUUGAAUCUUUGUUUCAACUGUCUUCGCUCCGGGCAUCGAUCUAUCGCGUGCCCCUCCAAAAAGACGUGCUCAAAGUGUCAGCGUAGGCACCACACCCUCCUGCAUGAAGAACCGAAGCAAAUCCCAGAGGAAACCGACCCUCCAGUGCGAAAGGAAGAAAAUGUUUCAGAUCCCCAGCAAGCCCCAAGCAAGAUGCAAACUUUCCAAUGGUCGUCAUCAAACACAGCCGUUCCCAACACUCAACCCCCGCAGCAUAAAACCGCAAUGCUCAUGACGGCUGUCGUGAUUCUGAGGGACCUUUGCAACCGGAAGGUGCCCUGCCGUGUGCUGCUGGAUUCUGGUUCCCAGGUGAGCUUUAUAUCCAAGGCUAUGGCGGAUAGCCUUUCCGUCCUACGUUACCCUACGCUUGUUCCAGUCACCGGAAUUGGUGCAGCCAGGACCUGCGCCCACGAAAGGAUCACCGUUGCUGUUGAAUCCAGGUGCUCAGACUUUGCAACCAUGGUCGAGUGUCUGGUGAUUCCCAAGGUGACAGAAGACAUUCCAACAGCCCGUCUGGAUAUUUCAAACUGGUCAAUUCCUGCUGAUGUCUUCCUAGCCGACCCCGAGUUCAAUACGCCUGGCCAAAUCGACAUGUUGCUUGGUGUAACCCCGUUCCUGCACCUCCUCAAAUCGGGACGGGUGCAGCUGCGACCGGAUCUGCCUGACCUGCAGGAGACGCACCUUGGAUGGGUGGUAGCUGGAGACGUUGAAGAUCAACAAAACGAGCAACAGUGUUUCGUCGCUACUACCGCCACGCUUUCCGAGACCAUGACACGGUUUUGGGAAGUUGAAGAAGUUUCUGAUGUUGACCAGUCCACCAACCAGCACGUUUGCGAGAGGAUUUUUCAAGCCACCCAGUCACCGAACCCUGACGUGUUUGAGAGGCUACGCUCAUCACUGCCGAAAGAAAAAGAGAUUCUUUUGCGUGGACCAGCCGAGGUCCCAACCGAGAGUGAUUUCGCCGAAGUCAUUAUUCCUGAGUCGGCAGCCCCGCCGGCCGAAGAAGCAGCCAAGCGUGAAGAACAGGUGACAACCGUUGCCUUCGAGAGCCCAACGUGUGUGAGUGACAAUCCUUCGACGAGCCAGGAGGAUUUCCUUGUCGGCAACGAACCAGAAAAGUUUGUCGACAGCAAGACCGAAGACCAUAAGACACCAUCGUCAAGCAAAACGCCUUCUGGAAUCAACCCGGUGGCAAACCCGUUCCGAAUUCCAUUCGACCCAACUUGUUCGCCGCAACAGCCCAUUCGUAGUGGGAACCCCUGGGGAAAGUGA